AUGUUUAAUGAUAACCCCCCUCAUUCUCCAUUAUCAAACAAAUCUUCCGCUACAGAGGAAAGCCACAGUGCAGGGAUGAGCCUCGGGGACAGCCAGUCUGAGUUAAACGGGCCAUCUGUAUCUCAGAUACUUGAACCAGUGACCGUUCCCUACCUAAGUUCACUUGUUUUGCGAAAAGAAUUGGAAAAUCUGCUUGAAAACGAAGGAACAAAAGUCUUACUGGAGCCUGGUUUCGUUGACCAUCAUCCUAUUAUAUAUUGGAACUUGGUUUGGUGCUUCAGGCGAUUGAAUCUUCACUCGAAUCUUUACAAGAUUUUACUUCGAUCGCAACUUCUGCAACAAAAUUCAAAGGUCCCCCCCAACAAAAAGGACAAUGUUGUCAUACACCUCAUGUGGGAUAACCUUAAACUACAUUUGGAUGGAGACAAACCACCUUUAUAUUGUGCCUGGCAUCAAAUAAUGACGAAUGGUCCAAGUGAAGAAUAUCAAUCGUACUCCCAAUCUUUCCUCUCCGAUAUAAAGGAAAGCAUCAUGCAGGAUGAUGUGUUGGGUCCAUUAGUUGCGGUGCUAAACGAACUGAAUGUACAACAUGGGAUUCGCAGAAGUGCUUAUCGGGAAAUUCUUUACUUCAUUAUUGUAGCUCUUGGGAAAGCUUCAAUCGACACAAUUGCAUUUGACCGUGAAUAUCGUCGAGCGUUCGAACUUCUCAGUCCUGCAGAGCGUGCCCUCACUCAUAAAUGCGACCGUCCACCAAAUGAUCACGCAAUUGACUGCCGUGAAAUAUUUGGUGAACUCGACCUUUAUAAAUAAAAUAGCACGCCAAUAUUAUGUUGUAACAAUCGUCACUGUGACGUUUAAGGGUGCUAUAGUGGUUGCGUAUAGCUUUACAUUCACAAGUUGCAAGCUUUUUAUUAUUUGUAUGUUAAAGGGUUUACCGUCGUCUAAAUGCGUA
Molecule: messenger RNA, 952 nt
Organism: Ciona intestinalis (vase tunicate)
Lineage: Eukaryota; Metazoa; Chordata; Ascidiacea; Phlebobranchia; Cionidae
Source: RefSeq, a predicted model, not a curated record